This is a messenger RNA of Camponotus floridanus (Florida carpenter ant), 3338 nucleotides long. RefSeq names its product leucine-rich repeat-containing protein 40. The transcript has 6 exons. The record is from RefSeq and is a predicted model, not a curated record. Gene Ontology annotation, molecular function: protein binding. Bases 331 to 2679 code for a protein of 782 amino acids. NCBI's taxonomy places the organism in Eukaryota, Metazoa, Arthropoda, Insecta, Hymenoptera, Formicidae.
ACAUCUCGACAAUCUGAGGCAAUCUGGUUAUCUUACGGAGAUAUCGCGCGGCGUGUACCCUAGCGUUACUUAUCACAGAUAACUAGUAACUCAGUACUCUUUCAGCGUUGUUCGGAGAAACCGCUGAAACCGCGCUCAAUCAUCGAUUUUCGUAGACGGAGGGCUCCUCGGCGAUCGAUUCGUUGCAAUCUUGUGACGCGCGAUGAUACCGCGCGAUCGAAAGCUCGCAAAUACUAUUUCGAUAACGAUGACGAAGUGAAUUGCGGGCGAGAAUGUGGCUUACGCGCGAUUAUUCGACGACCUGACUCGUUUUAAUGAUCAUAAAAGAACAUGGAGGAACGAUCGACGAUGAUGCUGAUCUCGUGGCUGAUGAUUUUGUCGAUUGCGAGCUGUCAAAGCGUCUGCCCCGCCAGGUGUCUAUGUCACUUCAUUCAUAUACCUAGGACUAUCGAGUGCUCGAGGCAAGGAUUGCAGACAUUCCCCGAAAAUAUCAGUGACAUUGUAGAGCAUCUAGAUUUGUCGAACAAUCUUUUAACUGAAAUCACGGAUGAAAUUAAUCGACUGACUGAACUGCAACAUCUCAAUCUGGCCAAGAAUAAGCUCACUGCCUUGCCAAAUAAUCUUGCAAAAUUAAAAAAAUUGCAAAGACUAAAUCUAUCAGAUAACAUUAUCGCAAACAUGGCAGAUAUUGCUUCCAUUAGCCAGCUAUUGUCCCUGAAGAUUCUAUACAUCUCAAAGAAUCACUUACUUGACUUAAAAGGGUUGACCAGCGAGAUACUUCAGGCAGUGGAUGUCGGCCAUUGCCAUAUAAAGGAACUUGGAAAUACGUCUUUGAAUGGACUGCCAGCUCUAACGACAUUGAAUCUCGCCGGAAAUCCAUUGAAGAUUAUCGACAUGCCUGUCAGUAAGACAUUGCGAUGGUUGGACAUGUCUGAUUGCGUUUUAAAUUAUCUGUAUCCAGAUACUUUGAGUAGACUUCCAGAAUUAGAAGAACUACGAUUGGUCAACAAUCCUACGUUAGUGUAUAGUACUCGACAUUCGACUUUACAACAUUCGAAGCUGAAGAAACUGGACGUAUCGAGAUGUAAUCUCGACAGACCCGGUCUUCAUGGUUUCCCAUCAUUAACGCAUGUUUAUCUCUCUCACAAUACGAUUCGUAUAUUGCCGAAUCGUAUAUUCGCAAAGAACAAGCAGCUGAUGCAUCUGUCCCUGAAUGCGAAUAAUCUAGAGCGAUUGAACGUCAGCACUUUUGACGGUUUAAUGAAGCUUCAAAUGCUUGAUCUAUCUGCGAACAAUCUCGAGGAUGUUCACACGAUGACAUUCCAGGAGAACAUAGACCUCAGACUGCUAAAUCUUUCCUAUAACUCUCUACAUCGAUUUCCAGAGCUUUCAUCUCUCGCCACGUCACUGGAUUUGUCUUUUAAUUUGAUCAGCCGCUUCAAUGCAAACUCUCUGGAGAACAUGUCUAGGAUCAGAAGUCUAAACUUGAGGAAUAAUCAACUGCAAUUGAUACCACCCGGUUUAGAAUCGAAAACAUUAAGAAUAUUAGAUAUGCAAAGAAACAGACUCGUUGAGUUGUAUAAUAACAGCUUGGUUAAUUUACCGUCAUUGCAGCAAAUCGACUUGUCAGGAAAUCGCUUGACGGAGGCAAUGAAUCCUGACGUAUUUCAAAACAAUCCAGAUUUAACCAUGAUCCGUUUGGGGGAUAAUCCGUGGAGAUGCGAUUGCACACAACUCUACGUCAUCUUUGAAUACUUGACGAUUCCUACCAGCAAAACGAUAGAAUCGAGCUUGAUUUGUCAAAGUCCAGCGAACGUUUCCGGUUAUUCGUGGGAAGCCGCGUGUUUCGAUGCUUGGAACACGAACAUAUAUUAUAAUAAAGAUAGAACUUGGGGAAUGGUGAUGGUCAGUUUGCUUAUCCUGGUCGUCUUGUGUGGCAGCGUGAUAUCCAUCAAACAUACCAUGAGAAUAAAGAGAAGAGUCCUAGAGCAGAGACAGCAACAGGAAUUGGCAGAAGAGAGAGAAAGAUUACGAUUUUUGUACGCAAGAAGAACACGUUUGGAAGAAGAAAUAGAAGAUGCAGAGAAUUCAGCGGAACCCAGAAUUAAUCCUUUGGAAUUAAUCGGUCCACCCAGCUAUGAGGAGGCUGUCCAGAUGCCCAGACUGAUUCGUUCCAUGGACGCUUUGAACGAGAUCUCCGUUGAAGAUGGUACUUUGCGCUCCAUAAAUUCUGUGGAUAAUCUACGGAUAAAGAAGAGGAGGACAAGAAGAACGAAGACAACCCGAAAGCGAACUCAAAGCGAGGAUGAUCUGCUAAGAAGAGAAGAACGUCGGCAGGAACGGAUAAGAAGAGAGAGGAACAAUUCCAGCAGCAAUAUCUGCGAGACCACAGACCAGUCACAAAAUACGAAUCCCAGGCAGUCUAGGACCUCGCGCAGAUCCAGGAGGCACAGCUUCGUGGAGGAGUCCUUGGAAUCCAAUAGUAGCAAGGAUAGACCGAGACCGCAAACUCCCAACACGAGGAAGAAAAGGAGGAGGCAGGUAUUUGAAGACGAACAUGUGACCGAUGAUGAGGCUUCCGACGUUCAAAUGGAUUUCAAUCGAUCCGUCGUCAUCAGGGAACUUCGACGCGAACCCAGGAGUGGUUGUAGAGACUCAUUCGUAGAACGCGGAUCGUAAACCAUUUGAGUUAAGUUAUUUUGAACGCAUGCGAUUAAUUGUUUGAUAUUUGUAAUAAAAAUAUAAAAAAAUAUUUCUGCAGCAUCCUUACUGCAUUUCGUGCAAAAACGUUGUUCUUUGAGAGCGUAAAAUUUGUCUCUUUUGACACAAAAGUUAGUAAGAAUAAUACUAUUAUAUAUUUAACAUUAGCAACAAUAAGAUGAUUGAUCUGAUAAAUAUAUAAUAAUAUAUCUUAUUAUUGCUCAAAACAGAUUAAUGCAGAUGACAAGUAAAAUCAAUAACAUUUAUUCGAAAGAGCAAAAGUACGAGUGUUUUUGCUUGUCUUUUUUGUCGAGUUUUUACUUACAUUACGUCAAAUGUUUUUUAUACCGGUUCGAAUAACAUCGAUUUCAGAUUAUAGUAAUUUCUUAUCAAUCUGAAAAAAGUAGAAUACUUAGAGAUUAUAGUUGUAAACCUAUCGUCAUAUUAAUAUAUCAUUUAUAGAAUAAAAAAGCGGAAAGGAGAAAAAAGAGAACAGACAUAAUACGCAUAAAUUAUAAAUAAUUACAUCAUUAAACAUUCAGGAGUGUAUCCUCAAUAAUACUCCAAUAAUUCAUCAUCAUGUUGUUAUAGUUUUAGAUAUAUAUAAUUUUAGAUAACAGAAAUAUUACGUGCACAUU